AUGCAUUUCGACUUCACCCUGCAGACUUGCUGCGAGCGAAACCAGAACAUCACCUUCGUGAGCAUCUCCGCCUGUGUGCUGAUAAACGCCAUGUUCUGGAGGUGCAAAAUUUUGGAGCCCUUCAAACUUCUGACCGUUUUUUUGCACGAGUUUUCGCAUGCGUCGGCCUGUUGGUUGACGGGGGGCCGGGUGAAGAGCAUAGAGGUGAACAGAAAUCAUGGAGGAUGCACAAACACAAUUGGAGGAAACAGAUUCCUAAUUCUGCCCGCUGGCUACAUUGGCUCCUGUUUCUACGGGAUGUUUUUUAUUUUGAUGGCAUACAUAAGCAGAUGGACACUCAUCACAUCCGCUGCCUUCUUAUGCUUCUUACUCUUAAUAGUGUUAAUUUUUUAUGCUAAUAAUUUUUUCCUAAGGAUUCUUUGCGUCCUCUUCUUAACGCUUACCAUUUCUGUUUGGGUGUUGUGUGUGCAUUUUAAGGAAGAUGUGCAAUACUGGCCCCUAAAAAUAAUCAUGACUUUCAUAGGCGUCCUCAAUCAAAUAUAUAGCAUGGUAGACAUAGUUGAAGAUCUAAUUACGAGAUCUGUGCCUGAGUCCGAUGCGUAUAAAUAUGCAGAACUGACCAAAUGUAACUCCAGAUUUUGUGGGGCCCUAUGGUUUGUGGUCAAUUUGACUUUUAUAUGUUUGACCGUUUAUUUGAUCGGCGCAAUUCAUGUGAAGAACUUUGACGAUUGA
Molecule: messenger RNA, 732 nt
Organism: Plasmodium inui San Antonio 1
Lineage: Eukaryota; Apicomplexa; Aconoidasida; Haemosporida; Plasmodiidae
Exons: 2
Coding region: 1-732 (243 amino acids)
Source: RefSeq, a predicted model, not a curated record